AUGGCGUCCAGCGCACGCCCAGCAUCUAUCGCAUCGUCGAUCACCGAGGGACAUGACGACAACGAGAAGUAUAGAAGCAGCUACGAAGAGUCGGACAACGACCGUGUCUCCCAGCACACGGCCGUCGAGGAAAGAGAUGGGGGCGAGGACGAGGGACUGCUGGAGAAGGCCCCGGUCUCGUCGCCAGCUCAGACGCCGGGGAAGGACAGUAGCAGCAUGACCGCUGCCAUUCUAUGGAUGAUCAUCAACACGUUGGCCACCAUUGGUAUCGUCUUCACCAACAAGGCCAUCUUCUCCGACCCGUCAUUGAAGCUCGCCCAGCUCAGCUUCGCCUGCUUCCACUUCUUCGUUACAUGGCUCACCCUGUACACGCUCUCGCGACCGAAGCUCGCCUUCUUCACGCCGCGCCGGACCACGAUCCGCGAGAUCAUCCCGCUCUCUGUGGCCAUGUCGCUGAAUGUCAUAUUGCCGAAUCUGUCGCUGGCCUUCUCCUCGGUGACCUUUUACCAGGUGGCCCGUAUUCUCCUCACGCCUACAGUCGCGCUCAUGAACUAUGUACUCUACAAGUCAACCCUGCCGCAGAGUGCUCUGGUGACCCUGGUUCCGGCCUGCCUGGGAGUCGGUAUGGUCUCCUACUACGACUCGCUCCCCACGGAUGACGCCAAUGUCAAGACGACAUCAGGAUUGGGCGUCAUCUUCGCGUUCGCUGGCAUCUUUGCCUCGUCUCUGUACACUGUGUGGAUUGCAAGCUACCACCGAAAGCUGCAAAUGACCAGUAUGCAACUCCUCUUUAACCAGGCUCCCGUGUCGGCUUUCCUGCUACUCUACGUCAUCCCAUUUGUCGACACCUUCCCCGUCUGGACCGAAGUACCGCUUAACAGAUGGGUGAUGAUUCUCAUGUCUGGCGUCUUCGCCUCCCUUAUCAAUAUCUCUCAGUUUUUCAUCAUUGCCAAAACCGGCCCUGUUUCAAGCACGGUGGUGGGACAUCUCAAGACAUGCACCAUCGUCGCCCUGGGCUGGGCAACGUCAGGCAGGUCCGUCGGCGAUAAGUCUGUUCUUGGCGUUUUCAUUGCUGUUGGAGGCAUUAUUGCCUAUUCCAUCGUAAUGAUUCGUCAUAACGCUCGAGGAGGAGGCAAGGCAUAG
Molecule: messenger RNA, 1143 nt
Organism: Neoarthrinium moseri
Lineage: Eukaryota; Fungi; Ascomycota; Sordariomycetes; Amphisphaeriales; Apiosporaceae
Exons: 3
Coding region: 1-1143 (380 amino acids)
Cellular component (GO): Golgi apparatus; membrane
Molecular function (GO): antiporter activity
Source: RefSeq, a predicted model, not a curated record